GUUUGGAGGCAGCUAUAAAAGUCUUAUUGUGUCCUCCGCCCCUCCACUUGUUCAUCUUACCCUCCAUCUCCAGACCUUCUGUCUUCUCCCGCCAUCACCUUUCCUCUUGCUUUAUUUUGUUUUUCUUUGCAGCUAUCCAUCUGUUCAUUCAGCUGGCAGAAUGGUAAUGACCGAUCUUUUAAAACCUGAGGAGAUCAAGAAAGCUCUUGAUGCCUUUGCAGUGGAAACCUUUGACCCUAAGAAGUUUUUUGAGAUGGUGGGAAUGAAGGCCAUGUCAGCUGAAAACGUCAAGAAGGUCUUUCAGGUUCUGGAUGUGGAUGGUAGUGGAUUUAUAGAGGAAGAGGAGCUCAUGUUUGUACUGAAGGGAUUUUCAAAGGACGGCAGGGAUCUGACGGAUGCCGAGACAAAAGCAUUCCUCAAAGCUGCAGACAAAGAUGGCGAUGGCAAAAUUGGCAUUGACGAGUUUGAGGCCUUGGUGCAUGAGUAAGGGGAUAGCUGAAACCCCUUCUUCUUUCUCCGUCUCUUCGUUCCCGCAUUUGUAAACGCCCACCUUCAUACUCUUCCUACCUCCCUCUGGACCCCACUUAUGGAGUCAGACCAGGCCUGUUCUCUUCAAAACACUAACAAUAACAGGCUGACUGGGAGUCACGAUGAGGAGAAUCCUACCGGCAGUGCAUCAGUUUCCUCUAUCAUUUUUUGUAUAUUUAUUUAACUAAACAUGCUGUACAGAUUCUAGAAUGACAAAUGAGGAUAGUUUGUGGUAUAAAAAUGGGUGGUAAUAGUGCUGUAAGUGGUGUAGAUGUUCAAGACACCUUUAAUCUCAGUUUGUUUCCUCUGUCUUAUGGCAGGCUGUGCACUAUGUUGUCACUGAUUUUAUUUCUAGAUGUUCAUUUAUUAGUUCACUUUCUUCCCACUGCUCUUCCUCCUCCACCCUCCCUGACCUUCCUCCUCUCACCUCUGACCCUUCCUUCACCUCCUCCUCCUCACUUCCAAACUCUGAAAAGAUGAUGUGGUAAAAAUAUCAUUUAUAAAGAGAGCUGUAAAGAGAGAAGACACCAGUAAGACGUGAUAAUAAAAACAUCUGAGAUCCUUUGUCUUUA
This is a messenger RNA of Girardinichthys multiradiatus, 1100 nucleotides long. RefSeq names its product parvalbumin 7 (gene pvalb7). Gene Ontology annotation, molecular function: calcium ion binding. The record is from RefSeq and is a predicted model, not a curated record. The transcript has 5 exons. Gene Ontology annotation, cellular component: nucleus; cytoplasm. Lineage: Eukaryota; Metazoa; Chordata; Actinopteri; Cyprinodontiformes; Goodeidae. The coding region runs from base 161 to 487 and encodes 108 amino acids.